AUGAGCGGAGCUCCAACAGACGUUAAGUGUCAGACCUGCAGCCUUUCAUCAACAUGGACUCUCUGUUGCUGCUCGGCUUCACUUUGGCUGUUCACCUGGCGUGGAGCUCAGUCAACACCACCAUCAUCUAUCACCACUGUGGUUACAACACCUGCUACUACUGCCAUCUUUACCGAGAGAGCUACCGAUACUACUACCACCAGUGAUCUGACAUAUAGGACUACUACUACUAAUCUGACCAAUGGGACUGACAACCCUACUACUACCACUACCUCUCCCAUCUCUGCCCCCCCACCUCUGGUUUGUGGUAACGGUGGGGUUUCUCUGAAUGGAGUCUAUAUCUGUCCUGAUGAAUGGACCGGAGAGACUUGCUCAGUAGAAAAUUUCUGCCGCUUCCAAGAGUUGGGUAACUUCAAAUUCCCUCGCACACCCAUCGGCUGGUUUGCUUAUUCUGAAGAGUUAUGUCCCAAAGAAACGAGAAGCGCUGGUGAACCCAAGGCUUCCACCAGAUGUUCAAACAAGAACGGAGCGCCGAGCUUCCAGCGUCCUCCACAUGUCCUCCAGUGUGACCAGACCCUCAGUGACGUACAACUAAAUUUUACCAGCCCGGCAGAUUUUGAGAACCUGGCAAGCAGCACCCAAAUUUUGACCUCCAAACCUGAAGAGCUGACGGCUGAAGACAUUACAGCAGCAGCUCAGAUCGCCAACACACUGCUGCUAUCUCCGAACGCCUCAAAGAGCGUCCGGGUGGCAGCUAUCUCUACAGUCAGCCAGCUGCUGAACGCCGGCCCGACGGACAAUAGCGAGGAAAACAACGCCACUCUGGGCCUUACGGUGACCCUGGACCAACUCUCUGUGAAUCUCAGCCUUGGUCUCACGGCGUCCCAGUCUCAGGUGGUUCAACCAAACCUGGUGGUCCAAUCAGCACGAGUCUCUGCUGCAGACUCUCAAGGAGUCCAGUUCACUUCUCUCUCAGGGACAUCAGGCAGUUUUGUUGCUGACCGCAUUCAGCUGAACACCAACACACCAACGGUUGUGGUGGAAAACGGGUUCAUAGCCGACGCCAUGAUUUACGUUCGAUUCCCACCAGAAGAAGUCAGUGAGAAGUCGUCGGAGGUCUCGUUGGGGUUCAUUCUCUACCAGAACGACCGUUUCUUCAGGUCCCGGCGUUACAGUCGGAGUUGGGCCACGUUCAGAGUCCUGUCGGCCUCCGUUAAUGGUCCGAGGAGCAGCGUGAUGCCGCAACAUGUGGAGAUGCUGUUCAGACCAACAAUGAUGAAUGGAACGUCUCUGUUCAACUUCGCUUGUGUUUUCUGGGACUACGGUCUGCAGGACUGGAGCACCGACGGCUGCUCGAAAGGAAACGCUUCAGACGGACUCCUCAGAUGUUCCUGCAACCACACUACCAACUUUGCUGCUCUCUGGUCUUUCAGGGAGAACUAUGAAUAUGCAGAAGCCCUGGAUGUCAUCUCUAUUGUGGGACUGGCUUUUUCUUUUCUGGCUUUGAUUGUCACAAUAAUUCACCAACUUAAACAGAGCUUUCAGAUAAACUGUUGCAAGAAAAAGGACGAGGUUGAGGUCAAGGACUCUGAAAUCGCUCUGCUGUGUAUCUGUGUCAGCCUGCUGGCCUUCAUCAUCACCUUCGUCACUGGAGUUGGAAACUCCGGCAGACAGGAUGCUCCGGUGGAGGUCGACACUCAGACCAACAGCCUUCUGGACCGCGACGAACACGUGGAGCCGGACAGCGGCUCUUCGGUGGUGGUCGCUGUGCUGCACUUCUUUCUGUUAGCCACCUUCAUGUGGAACGGCCUAUACGCCACUCUGACGCUGCUGCUGGUCAACAUGCACAGAAGUCUCCCUUCAUACUGGACUCCCCUCAGUGUCGCUGUAGGAUGGGGUACGAUAUUCAACAGACCACAUACUCAGUGAGGGGCUACAGCCAUGCUAGCAGCUUUGUGAAGCUGAUUUAGACUCAGUGGUGCUUGG
Molecule: messenger RNA, 1986 nt
Organism: Anarrhichthys ocellatus (wolf-eel)
Lineage: Eukaryota; Metazoa; Chordata; Actinopteri; Perciformes; Anarhichadidae
Gene: adgrg7.1
Product: adhesion G protein-coupled receptor G7, tandem duplicate 1
Source: RefSeq, a predicted model, not a curated record